AUGGUUUGUGCCAAGUGCCAGAAGCUCUCCAAGGGCACCACCCUCGCCACCCCCGAUGUCAAGAAGAAGAGCGAGAUGUACUACGGUUCACCCGCCGCCAGCUCCUCCGCUUCCUCCUCAAAGGCCAAGGGCACCGCCAAGCCGACGACUCUUGGAAACAGCGGAAUCAGCAAGAGCAAGCUCCUGUCCAAGUCAGCCAAGAACCCAUAUGCUCAGUACUCGAGCUCUUGUUCCAAGUGCAAGUCCAAAAUCACCCAAGGGCACACCUUUUGUCAUACUUGCGCCUUCAAGAACGACGCUUGUGCCAUGUGUGGCAAACCGAACAAGAAGUCAACCUCGAAAGCACCUGUUGUAUCCGGCCAAAAGUUCACCCUCAAGUGA
Hirsutella rhossiliensis is the source of this 381-nucleotide messenger RNA. RefSeq names its product microtubule-associated protein CRIPT domain-containing protein. The transcript is spliced from 4 exons. Gene Ontology annotation, molecular function: microtubule binding. Gene Ontology annotation, biological process: cytoplasmic microtubule organization. NCBI's taxonomy places the organism in Eukaryota, Fungi, Ascomycota, Sordariomycetes, Hypocreales, Ophiocordycipitaceae. Bases 1 to 381 code for a protein of 126 amino acids. The record is from RefSeq and is a predicted model, not a curated record.